AUUGUCAUUAGCAACACAACAAGCAAAAUGGCGGAUACAGAAAGUGUUGAUACUCACGAUACAAGUAAUGAGGCUGGAGAAGACCCGCUACAGGACUUAACAGACGAACAAUUAUUCCAACUUGUAGAAGACACAAUCCGAGCAAAUGAAGUGCUUGCCACAGAAACCCACAUGUUUGAAAAAUACCUGGAGAGGGUUGAACCCAAGGACAUGGGUGGGGUCACCCCCGGGACUGGCGCUACACCCUCUCAAUCAUCACAGGACCUCGUCCGCAGGGUGGACAGGAAAAGGUCAAAGUCACGCAGCAGCAAUAUUGACAAAUCACUCCGCCUCUCAGCAGAACAAAAAUGUGACAUUGCACAAAGAGAGAUUGAAGAACUGAGAGAAGAAAUUGAUAAACUGAAGGAAGAGUCAGAAAAUGUCCUGGAUUUAUACAAGGCAAUUAUGGAGGAGGCUGAUUUAAGGCUUGCAGAGACAAAGAAAGAGUCCUACGAGUUUGACAGGGAUAUAAUGAAGGGAUCGGAUAAAUCCAACCAGGGGAAAGUUGUUGCAGAGAAAAUUGUCAGAUACUUUGAGGACAGACUUCGAUCAAGAGAUACUUUGAUAGAAAAACUGCGCUUGAAAAAUUCAACUCUGAAGGUUCAGAAAAAGAAGCUUCAUUUGCAAUUAAAACAGAAAGAGGAGAUGGGUGAGGUUUUACAUGAGGUGGACUUUAACCAGCUGCGUAUUGAGAACCAGCAGUACCUGGAGAAGAUUGAUGAGCGAAACCAGGAUCUUCUCCGCCUCAAACAGAUGACGGGUAGCACUACACAGGUCCUCAACUCCUACAAGAAAAAGCUGUCCACCCUGACCAUGGAGUCUGAGAGACUCAAGUCAGAGAUCACAUCACGUAAUGAUCUGCUCACACGAAUAGAUUCAGAGACCACUGUAGUGGAAGAGGAGAGGGCAAAAGCCGAGCGUCGAAACAAAAAGCUCCGUCAGCAGUUGGCGGACUACCGCGUGCCAGAGGUGAUGGAGUAUGUAUCAGAGAAGGCCGACCUGUAUGAAUUGCAGAAGAAAGUCAAGAGCUGGGAGAGGAAGGUUGAUAUUGCAGAGAUGGCGCUGCGAACUCACAGAAAGACAUGGCAACAGCUGAAGACAAGCCACCAAAAGGCCAACCAGUAUUUCAUGAUGGAAGCCCACUAGGCCGCAACAAACGGCGAAGGCAGAUGUAAUAUGUACUUGUGAUCUGUAUGUAAAUAUAUGUGUAAUUGGAACAAUUUUUGGAAACUGACUUACUUGUUUUGUGGAAUAUAUUUACUAGUGUGUCUUGAUUUUGAUGUUUCUGUGAAUAUCUAAAAGGAAAGAAUUAAGAAUGAAGACAAAAUAAAAGGAAUAUAAAAUUUAAUUUAGUUUUUUUAACCUUUGUAUAUUAUGUUACUACAUAAUAAUUUGCAUCCGAUUACCAGAUUUUCGGCUAAGAGUUUGGAUUAAGGUAGGAUUUUUUCGCGCUUGGAAUGAAUUGAACUACAAUUAUAAUAAUUAUGUAAAUAACUUAUUUUCAUUAUUGAACAAUCUAAAAAUCUUGUAAUGUGAUCCCUAUAUGCUGUGUAUAGUGAUUGUAAAGAUUUAUUAUGCAUUUGUUUUAAUCUGUUACACUGUUAUAAUAUAUUUCAUUUUAUACCAACAAUUUCAUGUGUAUUUAUAACUUAUAUUGCAUGCAAAUGUUGUAUUCUCAUUGUAAGAAAGAGAUGGAUAUUUAUAGGUGAUGUAAUUAAAUAUAUAUAUUUGAUCAUUGAUUCCUCAAUGGAACACAUUGUGAUAUUUGGAACACUGCAUGGUAUUGUUUUUAUGCAUUCAUAAGAGUGAAUGAAUAAAACUAAGAUGUUUGUUCA
Molecule: messenger RNA, 1874 nt
Organism: Mya arenaria
Lineage: Eukaryota; Metazoa; Mollusca; Bivalvia; Myida; Myidae
Product: coiled-coil domain-containing protein 113-like
Exons: 8
Coding region: 28-1185 (385 amino acids)
Biological process (GO): cilium assembly
Cellular component (GO): axoneme; ciliary basal body
Source: RefSeq, a predicted model, not a curated record